Molecule: messenger RNA, 1050 nt
Organism: Marchantia polymorpha subsp. ruderalis
Lineage: Eukaryota; Viridiplantae; Streptophyta; Marchantiopsida; Marchantiales; Marchantiaceae
Source: the annotation of a GenBank genome assembly
GAUGGUGCACGGGGUCUGGAUAGGCUCGGAGAAGCACCAAAUAUAGCACUGUAUGAACUCCCAACUGUUAAUGACAACGAUUCGCAGCUCCGAAAUUGGAUGUGAGAGCAGCUGAUGCCACUGUCCGUCUCCUCGAGGAAGAGUUCCGAAGGACGAAGGGAAAGAUCUCCCCCCAGCUCGGGUGAAGUAGCCAGCCCAGCCCAGCCCAGCCCAGCUCGGGUCGGUGCGGCUCGACGUUACCAUCCCAAGUUGGUGACAGAUCGGACCGGAUCGCUCCGCUGCAUCGUCGCAGAGAAAGGAGGGGCUAUAUGAUCGAGCUCUUUGCGGAGUGCGGUGGGACUCGAAGGCCUGCACGGAACAGAGCAGAACUGGCGAGCUCGCCGACUUACAGCACGAAAGGUGUUAGCUCCUGAAGUCAAUCGACGAGGUUGUAUGUUCAUGCCCUCCAGUUCAGGAAUCAGCACUGGAUUUCCUCCUGGCUUGCUCGGGUCCGUCUGUCGUAUGCGCACCGAGGGACCCGACGAAGCUUCGAAAGCCAUGUGGAGAGGCCAGGCGAAGGAGCGAGGCCAGAGCUGCCUUCAACUUCGUGCAACCAUAGCUCAGCAGACGACCGACGAGUUCCUCGGAAAGUUUAAAUUACAUCCAGCAGCGCAUUCAAUGUCCCGAGGAAAAGCUGAUCCGCAGCGAAAGGGAUUUCGUCCCAGAAAAGAAGAUUGUAUUUCCGUAUCUUCCGAAUCGGAUCCUCUGAACUCGCUGCUCGCCCGGCGACCACAUCGGCCGGCGCCUGCGCUCAUCGUCGAAGAACAGAAGAUCUCAUCGGAGGGGUCCGAGCCGCCGGCUGCGGGCGGGCUCGACACAGGUCUUCUGAGAGAAGCGCUAGUCCCGGCGACCCAGGCGAACUGGCCGGUCAAGACGCGCAGAAUUUACCACGAUCUGACCGGCGCCAGCCAGUGGCGGGCGAGCAAAGGCGUCGGGGAAAGGGCGCCGGGAUGAGGCGAGGGGGAAAGACUGCGUGUCCGUUGUGGCUGCUUAUACACCAAGCGGCGGUCG